Entamoeba invadens IP1 is the source of this 2961-nucleotide messenger RNA. RefSeq names its product ubiquitin-activating enzyme E1, putative. The transcript has a single exon. NCBI's taxonomy places the organism in Eukaryota, Evosea, Mastigamoebida, Endamoebidae. Gene Ontology annotation, molecular function: SUMO activating enzyme activity. Gene Ontology annotation, cellular component: cytoplasm; SUMO activating enzyme complex. Gene Ontology annotation, biological process: protein sumoylation. The coding region runs from base 1 to 2961 and encodes 986 amino acids. The record is from RefSeq and is a predicted model, not a curated record.
AUGGACGAGGCAGUGUUGAGUCGCCAACUGUAUACAAUAGGAAAGGAGACACAAAUGAAGAUGAUGAACACACGAGUUUUGAUUGUAGGUCUUCGUGGAAUUGGAAGUGAAAUUGCGAAAAACGUCAUUUUGAUGUCGGUGAAAGCUGUUGGGCUCUUGGAUAACACUGUAGGUGGUGUUAGAGAGGUUGGGCAGAACUUUUACUACAGUGAAGCAGACAUCGGGAAGAGUCUCAGCUCCGCCACAGCAAGUAAGUUUCAAGAACUCAACCCGACUGUUUCUGUGAACGCAGAGACUCGUGAGUUAACGAAUGAUUCGAUAUACGCUGACUACGAUAUUUUGGUGUUAACCAAUUUACUUGGUGAGAAAGAGUCCAUUGCAGUUAACGAUAAUUGCAGAAAACACAAUGUAAAAAUGGUGUAUGCGGUGAAUAGAGGGGUUUUCUCGAUGAUUUUCAAUGAUUUCGGAGAUGAUUUUGUUGUGAAUGAUACCAAUGGAGAGAAUCCAAGGAGUUUUAUUAUUAGUGAAAUUUCAGACAACACUAUACAUUUUGUUGAAGACGAUUUCUGUAACAUGGAAGUCGGAGACGAAGUCAGAUUUGAUGAAAUAGUUGGGAUGAAGGAGUUGAAUUAUUCUGAGAACGGCGGGAGGACGUUUAAAUUGACAAAGAGGAGCGGUUACUCUGUUGAAGUGGGUGACUUGUCCAAGUUCACGAAGUUUGUGAAAGGAGGAAAGAUGACAGAAAUUAAACCGAGGGUUACCUUACAUUUCAAAUCACUUAAAGAAAGACUCUACGAACCUGGUGAGAUUACAUUUUCGUGUUUGACCAAGAUUGAGAGAAUGUAUUUGAUCCAACAACUUUUCCAUGGACUAAUGAUUUUCAAAGACAAGUUUGGUACUUUUCCAAAGUCGCACGAUACAGACGACUGUAUGCAGUUCAUAGAAAUUUUAAAAGAACUUAAGGCCGAGUUAAAUGAACAAAGCGAGAAAAUUGCUCGUAUGUUCUGCUUAAUGAGCAACGGGACAAUCUCACCAGUGGACACCGCGCUUGGAGGAAUAGCAGCACAAGAGGUCUUGAAAGCUGCAAGUGGAAAGUAUACACCGUAUUGUCAGUACACUGUCUUUGACUGUUUAGAAGUUCUCCCAGACAAUUACUUAGAAUUGAAGAAAGAUGAAUUUGAAUGUGAAGAGUCUCGGUAUUCUUCCCAAAUUGAUGUAAUUGGUAAAACCCUACAAAAGCAAAUUGAAGAUGUCAAAAUGUUUUUGGUUGGAGCUGGGGCUAUUGGGUGCGAAGUGAUCAAGACGUGGGCGAUGAUGGGUGUUGGCAGAGGGAGUGGUGAAAUAUUCAUAACAGACAAUGACAACAUUGAGAAGUCGAAUUUGUCGAGACAAUUUCUAUUCAGAAACAAACACAUCAAUCAACCGAAGUCCAAAGUUGCGAAGGAAUCGAUUCAAGUGAUCAACCCCGAUAUCAGAGUCAAAGAUUUCCAACUGAGAGUCGGACCAGAAACUGAAAACGUCUUUGACGAGGAUUUCUACCAAAAUUUGAAUUGUGUGACGACUGCACUCGACAAUGUACAAGCUCGAAAUUACGUUGAUUCACAAUGCUUGUUAUACGGCCUUCCAAUGAUUGAAGGAGGUACUAUGGGGACCAAAGGAAACACAUUAACUGUUGUUCCAUUUGUAACACAGUCAUUUGCAACUGGAAGUGUUCACGAAGGUGCAGAGAAGAGUAUUCCGAUGUGUACGUUGCAUAAUUUUCCAAAUAACAUUGAUCAUACAAUUCAAUGGGCAAGGGAUAGGUUUGAAGGACUCUUUAAAAACGACAUUGACCAAAUUGAAAGUUACAACUCGGACCAGAAGAAGUUUUUUGAGAAUCUCGACAAGGAAACUCCGAACAACCAAUUAGCAAUUUUGGAAUCGAUCAUUGACAACGGAAGUACAACUGCCCCAAAAGACAUGAAAGAUUGUGUGAAGUGGGCAUUUGGUAAGUAUCAAAACUACUUUGUCGAUUCAAUUCAAAAGUUGAUAACAGACUUUCCUGAAACCGCAGUAACUGACGAAGGAAUUCCAUUCUGGCAUGCGCCAAAAAAAUUCCCCCAUGUUAUUCCAUUCAACAGAAAUGAGAAAACGUGUGUCGACUUUAUAGAAGCUGCUUCGCUACUGAGGGCAGAGUGUUUUAAUAUCAAAGAAACGAUGUCACGCGAUACAAUGUGCGAAUUAUGUGAAGAAUAUUUGAAGGAGAAACCAAUGAGUAUCGUGAAAGAUGAUGAAAAGAAUUUAAUGAGUGCAGUCAAACAAUUGAAAGAGACUAUUUCUCAACUGCACAUACAUUUGGUCCGCCCAAUUGUGUUUGAAAAGGAUGACGAUACAAACCACCACAUCGCGUUUGUGACGGCGUGCAGUAACUUGCGCGCAAUGAAUUACUGCAUUCAACCGGCCGACUUCAAUAAGACGAAAUUUAUCUCAGGUAAAAUUAUACCAGCCAUGAUCACAACAACGGCGGUGGUCUCUGGCCUUCAAUGUAUUGAAUUAUACAAAAUAUUGUUGAAGAAGCCGUUGGAGAGUUACCACAACUCUUUCUUGAAUUUGGCCAUUGGGUAUUUGGACGGGACUGAGCCUGAAAGGGUUGUGAAGAAGAAGUUAUGUGAAGGGAUGGAGGUGACUAUUUGGGACAAGUUUGAGUUUGACGGCAAUUGUACUGUGAAACAGUUAUGUGAAAAGAUCUCCUCGAAGUACCCAUUUGAUGUUGAAAGCAUCACCGGAGAGGAUGUAUUGUUAUACUGCGCUUUCAUUCCAAGUGCACACAAAAAGCUUGACAAAACAUUUAAACAGUUGUACCUCGACGCCAAGAAAGUCGAGUUCACCGGAAAGAAAAUGGUGUUGGCCCUUGCGGUGAGUGGACAGAAGGAGACUUUACCUGAUGAUUUUGAGUUUCCCGACGUCAUUUUAAGAUUUUAA